Fonsecaea erecta is the source of this 816-nucleotide messenger RNA. RefSeq lists its product as hypothetical. The record is from RefSeq and is a predicted model, not a curated record. The transcript has a single exon. Bases 1 to 816 code for a protein of 271 amino acids. Lineage: Eukaryota; Fungi; Ascomycota; Eurotiomycetes; Chaetothyriales; Herpotrichiellaceae.
AUGGCGAGCGACUCUAAAACGACCCUCUUCUACGUUUCAUUCAAUCGCAACGCCGGUCCUAGCAUCAUCUUUUUGCAUGGCCUUUGCUCCAACCUCAACGAGUUCACGUACGUAUUCGAACACUCGAGCCUUCACGGCUAUCACGUCCUCGCCGUUGACCUCCCAGGCCACUCGGAGUCAUCUCACAUCCUGCCAUUCACACUUGCGAACGCCGCCAACCACGUCGCUCAAGUGAUACGAGAGCAGGCUCGACAUCGCCGUGCCCACGUGGUGGGCGCGUCCGUCGGCGGGUUCGUCGCUCUGGAGCUGGCGAAGCGACACCCCUUGGUGGUCGAAAGCCUGUUCGUCACUGGCGCGGCCCCAUUCGCUGGGUACCGGAAAUGGUUCGCCGAGCACCCGACCACCUUGUACUGCCUCCAAGCCCCAAUUUCCAAGUACAACUGGGUCGACAGGGCGAUCUGUCGGUGGCUCGGGGUGCACAAGCCCGACGGGUUGCGGGAGCAGGAGAAGAGCAACUUCAGCAGACAGCUCCUGACGGACGGGUUCAGAAGCAUCGCCGAAUUCUCCGAGAGAGAUCUGGCCCUGGUGCGCGUGCGAACUUUGACCGUGGCCGGUCAAGUCCACGACGACGUGCAGGCGACGCGCAGGAUGGCCGAGCUGCUGAGAGAAGGAUGUCCCGAGAGCAAGGCGGCCAUGAUCCGCGGGGGCGUUCACACUUGGCAUCUGCAGUUUCCGCAACUGUUCGCACAGGCGGUCACAGCUUGGAUUGAGAACCGUCAUCUCCCAGAUGGCUCAGUGCUUCUACUGCGAAGUUAG